CGGCCAGAGGAAGCUUUUUAUAACCUCGGGCUCGACGCUCUUGCGUUUGCAUCCGGUGCGCGCGCGCAGGCACGCAUGGAGCGUGCUGGGGGAGGAUGGUCAGCAGGGAGGAGCGGGCUCGGCAAGGAGUGAGGGCGGGCGGCCUCCGGGGCUCCUUGAGCCGCCGCCGCCACUACUACCACCGACGGCAGCGCCAUGUACCGUACCAGUAGCGUGUCUUCCUCCAGCCGGUCCAAAGAGAGCAGUAGCUCGGGUUCGCGCAGUUCCCGCUCCGGUGCCUCCGCUUCGACGCGAGGCCGGAGCCCGCGCCGCUCACGUUCGCGCUCGCCUUCCCCGCGAGGCCGCCGGAACCGUUCGCCGUCCAGCAGCCGCUCUUCUCGCCGCUCGCCGUCCCCGCGCCGCAGUAGUCGGAGACGUUCCCCAGGCCGGCGCUCACGUUCCCCAGGCCGGCGCUCACGUUCCCCAGGCCAGCGCUCACGUUCCUCAGGCCGGCAUUCUCCAAGUCGACAUUCUGAGUCUUCAGUGGAACAGAAUUUACGGAUCACAGUUGGCAAUGACCGUUACGGCAUUGACACACCUGAGAGAAAGAGAAUAUCUGAUAGACUAGGCUCACCAGUUGAUAGUCUGAGUGAUUUGGACAGGGAUGACUUGGCUGAUGGUCCAAUAUUUAACAGAGGCCUUUCACGUCCUCGAAGCCUUGAGCGAUAUCCCUCCUGUGAGGAAAAUGCUUCUAGUCCUUUCAGUAUGAGACAUAAUGAGGACUCUCACAGUAGGGAUGUUUUCCUCCACCAAUCAGACUAUAGCAUGAACUAUGACCAUCUACAGGAUCUCCCAAGGGAAACUGAUAGGGAUGGUAUACCACUUAGGAAAUCCUUGUAUUCAUCAGAGGAUAGAGGGCGAGAGCCCAAACGUCCUCGAUAUGACAGAGACGACAGACUAAUUGAUAUGAGCAUAGAGCCUCAGGGUUUCUUGCCAGGGACACGGAACUACCGUAAGCGAAGUCCUAGUAGGAGCCCAAGGCCGCCAGAUCUGGAUUUCCGCGAGCUUGAAAGUGCUAGGAGAAAAAGAGAAGAGGAGCUGAGCAGAAAUUUGAGUCGGGAAUUGCCUGGACAUGGUUAUAUGAUCCCUGACAGGAGCAACCCACUGCAGUCUUCUGAACCUCGGUAUCUCUAUAGACCGGAUGAAGCACCAGCAAUGCCCAAAAAGUCCAUCUUGAAGAAACGCGUGGACGAUCCUUCUGUGCAGCCUGAAGUCUUUUCCAGCAGUUCUGCCUCUGUCAAAGAGCCUCCCCUUAUUACUGAUCAUCCUCCUUCGCAGAAGCGUAGCAGCAUUGCUCCCUUUUCAUCUGAGGUAGAGAAUUUCCUCAAACAGUUCAACAAAAGUGCAGAGUCUCAAGGCAGUAUGCAUAAUUGGAAACUAAAUUCUGGCCAACAGCAAAACACUUCCCCCUUCGAACAGAAUUUCGGCAGUUUUUUGAAACAGAAAGACUAUCAUGAGCCCAUAUCAGAGCCUGAAGACCGGCACAAUGACUUCUUACUUCCUCAUGAAAGAGCCAGUCAGGACGGGAGUGGCUUUUCACGCAUUCUUGGUAUGAUGGCAGAUUCUACCAGUGCUCAGGAAAAGAGAAGGCGUGGCUUCCCUAACAUUGAGGAUGAAGAGAAGUUUCUUUAUGGUGAUGAUGAAGAUGACUCUACCAUUAAUUUCCCCCCUACUCAAAAGCCAACACUUAGUAUUGGUAAAGAACCUGAAAGCCUGAAAGAAAGCUCUCCACCUCCUGCUAAUCCUUCUGUAAAACCUGAAAAAUCCAGACCAGAGUAUGAGAAAAUUCAUAACUUGCUGAAAACUAUUGGUCUUGACAUUGGGGUGGCUGAAAUUGGUAAGCUUGCUGCCCGCACUCAGGAACGACUCCAUGGGAAGAAAACAUCUCAUUCUCCUGAUCGUCAUUCAGUAACGUCUCAUAAAUUGGAAUCUAGGGAGAGGAGUCGCAGUCGUAGUGACACUUACUCUCCAGAAUCGAGGCAUCACUCUCUCUCACCCUCUGGUUCUGAGCACACAAAAAGCGUAACUGUAGGGCGAAAUAAUCCCACUCCCAUACCAGAACAGUCUGUUCCCCCAAUAUCUCUAAUGCCGUCGGCUCCACCUCUUCCUAAUUUGUCUUCUACUUCCACUUCGGUUUCCCGGUAUAGAGUUUCUCGCUUUUCACCAUUCACUGCAACUCAACUGCCACAAAACUAUCCAUCUCCCACAAUGCCCCCUCCUGGUUAUGAUGCAUAUGGACACUAUAUGGCAUAUGCAGCAUCUGGCUGGCCCAUGUAUGCGUCUCCUCAGCAGGCUGACCCCACACUUUCAGAUGUACAGGGGCUUGUCACACUGACAGUACCACCAAAACCCGCGCGACCCAACCUCCGAGUAAUUGAGACGGUUUCCACAGACAAAGGGACUCCUGAUACCAAGAGAGAUGACUCUGUGCUUGUACAAAUCCCUGGUGCUACGACUUACUCAAAAUUAUCCCCUCAGUUUUCUCAGCAUUUUCUUCAAAGUGUUAAAGAAAGAAUAUCUGAUGAAAGAAAUCGGGCUUCUCAGAAGCUAAAGGUAAUGGAGGAAAGAGAGAAGUUGAGGUCUGAACAGGAAGCACGACAGAAGAAACUGCACUAUCUCAGGACUGAAUUAGAUCGACUUUCAAAACAGCAAGGAGAGAUGCUGCGGAAAAAACGUAGGGAGAAGGAUGGACACAAAGACCCUUUGCUAAUAGAAGUGAACAGACUACAGGAGAACAUUGUGAAAGAGAUUUCUCAGCUGAAGUUACAUGCAGAGGCUGCAGAGAAGAAACAAUCUGAGCUUGACAAAGUAGCUCAGAUCCUGGGUAUUCAUAUAUUUGAGAAGUCCCGGAAGCAAUCUUCAGAAAUUAAGGACUCAUCAGAAAAAAACUCAUCAGAAAAAAACAAGUCAGAAAAUGCAAAAGGUCAGGAGAAAACUUCCAACUCAGUCAAGGAUUUAAAAACUAAUGACAAACCUGAGUGCAGGAGCCCCAAGUCUACAGAAUCUCAUUUUCAGCCAUCCAAACAGCAUUCCCAGGAAAUCAAUAUUUAUGACUAUUAUGACACGGGAAACCACUGGUGCAAGGACUGCAAUACCAUCUGUGGGACCAUGUUUGAUUUCUUCACACAUAUGCAUAAUAAGAAGCACAGGCAGACCUUGGAUCCAUAUAACAGACCUUGGGCUUUGAAGACUGAAACUGAAACAAAGCAAAACCUUACAAAACGCAUUGACAAGAUACCAGUUCCUGCCAAAGGUUCUGAAUUUCUAAUCCCAGUCACUGGAUAUUACUGUCAGCUGUGCCAAGAAUUUUUUGGAGAUCAGAUAUCAGCAGAACAACAUGUGAAAAAUUACCCACAUAAUGAGAAAUAUAAGAAAUAUGUGGAUGAAAAUCCACUCUAUGAAGAGAGAAGGAACAUUGACCGUCAGGCAGGAUUGUCUGUGAUUCAAGAAACAGAACGCCGGUUGAAACGGAAGUUGUGUGAAAAGCAAAAAGAAGAAAGAGAUGAAAAAGCAGUGAAAGUGGCAAGGAAAGAGGAACCAAAAAGUAAUGAGGAACCAAAGAAUUCCAAAGAACAAGGAGAUGGGGAUAAUGAAAAUGAGUCUAAUAAAAGGAAAGGAGUUUCUAAUGACCAGAAAUAUGGGACAAAGCUUAAAUUGAAAAAAGAUGACAAAGAGGUUGAAAAGAAGGAAGGGAAAAAAGAAGAACCACCAAAGGAGUCAAGAAUGUCAUCUUUUGGAAAGUUCAGCUGGAGGAAGACUGAAAGAGAUGAAAAAAAUCAAGGCAAAGAUGUAACUGUCUCUAAGGAGGAGAGUAUUGAGGAAAGUAAAGAUAAAGAAAGCAAGUCACAAUCUGGAAAACAAAAUUCAAAGCCAAUUGCAAUUAAAUUGUCUGGGAAAACUGUUAUCCCACACACUAGUCCCUGGACACCAGUUGUUUCAACAUCAUCACAAGCAAAAAUCAGGCCCAAUUUACCAGCCCCCAUGAUGGUUCUCAGAAAGUCUGCAACAGCAACAGUAAGCAAGCCUGCACCUUUGAAUACUUUCUUGUCUAUAAAAUCCUCUGGUGCUAGCACCAAGCCACUUCCUGUUGUAAAAGAGGGUAAUCCAGAACUUGUUCUGCCUCCUGAUAUUAUUUCAAAAGCAUUUGGGGGAGAAGUAGUAGUUUUAAAGAGUUCACAGGAGAAUGCAAUGGUACCAGAACAAACAGAGGAACCUGAACAUGAAGAUGUGUCCCGGGUUGUAGAACAUGCAAAAGCUGUGGAACAUGCAAAGGCAACUGCAGCAGUAGAGGAUCAAGCAAAUGUUAUGGCAAAAGUACAAGCAAAGGCACGGGAACUUGCUGCUGUGAUAAAGGAGCAAGUUACAAGAUUGGGCAUUUUUGAGAGACCUAAUCGGCAUCCUCUACAUCCACCACCACCAGGACCACCGCUGUCAGUAGCACUGCCAGUACCACCAGUAGUGGUAUUCCCACCUCCACCUGCAGUGCCACCAAAACAAGCAACCAUCCUUGCAGAUGACAUGGCUCCUGGUGUGUCUGAGGAUGAUAAAAACAUACUGGCAGUGCCCAUGUGCCCCCAUCCUUUGCCACCACCAACUAUUUUCAGCGACCAUGUUAAAAAACUGGAGAAAAAGAACUCUUGCCUAGCAGCAGGUAAUGCCAAAGAUCUAUACAAUAUUUUCUACAACUGCAGUGGGAGGAGUCCAGCUGAUAGCAAGUCUGUGAACUCUGCAACUUCAGAUAAAAUCAAAUCAAAUCCUGUUGAGAGACAGAAAAAAACAGACCUGCUGACAGAUCCCAAACCAAGCAGCAAGCCUGUCACACAAGAAACUCUACAAAACAUACACAGUACUUCAGGUGUUAGCAAAAUCCCUUUAAGUAACAAGACCCCAGAAACAGAUGAUGCUGAAGUUGAGAAACUUUUGGCAGCCUAUGAAGAAAACUUUAAAACUAAUGUUCAGAGGGAAUCAAAGAAAAUCUCUCUUUCAAAUGCACAGUCAAUAUUAAAAUAUGAAUCCAAUGAUUUUUCAGUAAAUGCCCCUGUUUCCCUUCAGAACAAAGUAGAAAUGGAAACUGCUGAUCCAAUUGAAUUUAGUAAGAAAUCACCAGACUUUGAGAAAACAGAGUUGGCAAUACAGAUACCUAAAAAGAGCCUUCUUUCUUUGGAUAACCUUACCAAGAAACCCACAGGCAUUGAGACAACAGAUUUUAAAUCUGAUGAUAAAGAAUUAGCAAUGCAGUUGUCAAUAGAUCAUGUUGCUCUUUUAGAAGAUGUUAGCAAUAAACCAUCUGAACUUGAAACAAUAGAAUUAGCUAUGCAGUUGCCAGAAAGCAAUGCUUCUCAUUUGGAAGAACUUUAUAAGAAUUCCUCAGUAUGUGAAGCAACAGAGGUUAAAUCUCAUGAUGAUGAUGAAUUAACAAUGCAAUUGUCACUGGAACCUGGUACUAAGCAUCCAUCGGAGCUGGGGACAGCAGAAUUUGUGCUGCAGUUGCCAGAAAGCAGUGUUCCUUCUUUGGAUGACUUUAGCAACAAACACACAGAUCUUGUGACAACAGAUUUUAAAUCUGAUGAUGAUAAAGAAUUGGCAAUGAAAUUGUCAGAAAACCAUGUUGAUCUCUUAGAAUCUGUUAGCAAGAAGCCAUCAGAGCCAGAGACUGCAGAAUUAGCCAUGCAGUUGCCAGAAAGCAAUGCUUCUCCUUUGGAAGAACUUCACAAGAAUCCAUCUGUGUGUGAGGAAGCAGUGUUUAAAUCUCUUGAUGAUAAAGAAUCAGCAAUGCAGUUGUCACAGGAACAUGAUAACAAUAAGUCAUCGGAACUGGAGACAGGAGAAUUUGCUAUGCAGUUGCCAGAGAACAGUGUUCCUCCUUUGGAUGAUCUUACCAAGAAAUCCACAGGCCUUAAGACAACAGACGUUAAAUCUGACGAUAAAGAACUAACAGUGCAGUUGUCAGAAAGUAGUGUUUUUCCUUUGGAUGAUUUUAGCAACAAACCUGCAGACCUUGAGACAACAGACUUUAAAUUUCCAGAUGAUAAGGAAUUAGGCUUACAUAUGUCAGAAGACCAUGUUGCUCUUUUAAAAGAGCAGGAUGUUAGCAAGAAACUAUCUGAAUUUAAGACAGCAGGAUUAGCCAUGCAGUUGCCAGAAAGCAAUACUACUUUGGAAGAAUUUUGUCAGAAUUCAUUGGAGUGCAGGACAGCAGAGUAUAAAUCUCCUGAUUAUAAAGAAUUAGCACUGCAAUUGUCAGAAGACCAGGAGGCUCUUCUAAAAGAUGUUAGCAAUAAUCCUCUGGGGCAUGAGAUGACAGAGUUUAAAUUUCCUGGUAAGAAAGAGCUAAUAAUGCAAAUGGCAGAAAAUGAGACUGACUUUACUGCUGAAGAUGUUGGUAUGGCAAGUGGCACAGACAUCAGUGAUGAGUCACAAGACCAGCAGAAAAUGGAUAAAUCCAAAUCAAACAAGAUCAGUAAAAGUUUGGAGAUGAAAGCAUAUUUGACAAGUUUAGGUGAGAGAGAUGUAGGAGGGGAACAUUCAGAAUUUGCAGGACAUCAGCUUGUUGUUAGUCAGGAACAUGAGUCUCGGUUAUUUGAUACCCCUAUGGGAGAAGGCCAUACUAUAACAGAAGAUAAGCAAGUUGUUGAAUCUGAAUCAACAAUUUCUAUGUGGGUUUCAGAGGUGCGUGUUCAGAGUCCGCUGGCAUGGGAGCCAGCCUCAUCUUCAAAAGUGAAUAAGGAAAAGCCUCAAAUAGCAAUGAUAGAUCAGAGUUCCAAUAAAGAACCAUUACUGGAUCUAAAACGGGGAAAUGUGGGCCUUGAUAGGCUUGAAUCAGCAAUCAGUGAUGAAAUUCCGCAGACUUCAGAGGUCCAGAAGAUAGAUCCUGGAUUGAAGCCUUUAAAUACAGAUGAAUUUAAUAAUUCCUGUAUAAAUAAUGAACAAAAAUUGUUGACUAGCUCUCAACCAAACGAUGGUGAAAAUUGUAAUGUAGUUGGUGCUCCAGUAUCAGAACAGAUGUCAAAUGAGUGCCUUGCUAACGUAACAAUGAUAAGCAGUACACUAGGGAAACAUGAAGAAAUUAGCCAACAUCCAUUAAGCUGUGAAACCAAGGAUUCCCAAGCUAAGGGAGCUGAAACUUUGGGCAGUAUGUCUUCUGCAAAUGAUGAACUUAGUUCCAGUGCAGAAUUAAUGUUUAUAAAAAAUAAUGGGUGUGGGUCUUCUGAAUCUGAUCUCAAUUUAAAUAACAAUGCAGAGAGAGGUUCUGUAGAAACAUAUAGCACUCACUUUUCCAGUGUUCAGCCAGAGAUGGUUCAAGAACCACUAGGUGCUCUUCCAACAGAAAUCAGUGUUGAGCAUCUUGGAGAGGUAGCCCUUACAUUCACAGACAUGAACACUGAGAUCUUGGAUACCUCAGCAGCUGAUGACUUGGACUUGAAUAGCACUUAUUCAGAACUUAACUUUGAUCAUUCUACAACCCCUUCUCCAAAGUCUGGAGAAAUAAAGCCUAAUGAUUCUCUUAGAUUGAAACCAAGCCUGGAAAUAGAAUCCAUAAAUUUUAGUCUAGGAGAUAUUGAGGUAGAACGUGAACAUCUCGGCAUCCUACCACCUGAAAUUCUGAAUGAGGAUAUUGUAGGGAGUCCAAAGUUAGAAACCAUUCCAUCCAUUUCUUUAGGGUCCAACGAAACUAGAGAAUUGGGCAUUGAGCAACCUACAGUUGAACCAGAAAUGAUUGCUUUUGUUGAGUUAGCAUCUGGUGACGAAGAAGAUAAAUUUUGCUCCUUGGUUUCUGAUGUAAUUGUCCCAGACAUAGUGUCUCCUGCAUCAAAUGGCAGCACUGCUGGACCAAGCAUGUCACUCAUCGAAAUGCAGGACAUGCCUCCAAUUUCCAUGGUAUUGCAAUCAGAUGUUAGCAGAGGCAGCACUUCUGAUAUACUACCAUUGAGUAGCGAUGAAAAAAAUGUACAAUGCCAAGCAACUGAGUGCAAGGAGUCCUUCCUUCUAGAUCUACAGAAAACAUCUGUAGAAGUGGGGGGCUCAGGUGACAACGAAUUGCACAUUGUCAAGAAUGAUAUGCAGGCAUCUGCAAGGGAGUUAAACAAGACAGAGGAAGUGGAAAAUAAUGAUAGUAUAUGUGAGAUUAACAGUAAGUUGACUUCAGAAGUAACUGAAAGCUCUGCAGAGUACCUGGUAAGUUCAGAUAAUAUUGAUACUGAUGUUUGAGUAGCUUUUGUGUAGAUUUUGUAAAUAUUCUGUUUGAGUUUGACAUGUUAGAUAUUUUGAAGCUUGCAGUAGAUAUUUGCGAAAGCCUGAACUUCAUUUGCCCUGAAAAAUAUACACCUUUGUACAUAUUGGAUUGUAUAAAAAUUUUUUUGUUGAACUUAGAACAUUUCAUUUCUAUUCCUUGCAGUUAAAAUGCAAUUACUCAUCUAUAACUGACCUUCACAUAUAAUACAAAAGCGUGGUUUAGCAUUAUCAGGAUGCAUAACAGUGAACCUUUAGCUUGCACACUUAAUUUUACCUCUCCUCUGGUGUGACUGUGAAGAAAUUGAACGUUGCAUUAAUCACAGUUUCACAUUAUGUCUGAAACACAAACUGUGGUUAAUCUUAAGCUUCAUAAAUAAACUAUGAUAUGAAGUUGGCUUGUUUCCACCAACCAUAGUUAGGACUAGCUGAAUUUUCUCUGGAUAUGGACAGCAAGACAAGCUAAGCUACAGUUGGUCUAAAAUGUAAGUGAAAAUUUCCAAACGCCAUGACUGUACUGGAGGAAAAGGGUAGCAAGUGAGCACAAGGCUUGCUGCAGAUUUUCCUUGUUUGGCAUUUUGUGGGAAUGCAGCCAGUGUGUAUGUGGGCAUUUGGAGGGUUUAUUGCUGUUGGGGGGAUAUAUGGGUUUGUUUGUUUUGCAUUUUUCUUUGACUAUUUUAAUGGUUUCUGAUUUACACAGCUUUUGUAAAUAACAUUCCAAGUGCAACAGUGACAAGCGCAAGAACACCUGUUCAGAACUUGAAGAAAAAAGAAGGCUCUUGCUGAAACAUUUGAAUAGAAAGUUUAUUUGAAAUGUUAUGCAUGUUUUGUUGCACAAAAUGUAAAAUCCAUAAAGAUUGUUCUGCAUUUUUGACUUGUAAUUACGUUGUUGAAUUGCAUCUGUAAUCCAGACUGUAAUGCCAUGUUACUGUAUGUGUGGAUAUCAUCUCGCUGAGCAAAGGAGAAAAAUCUACCAACUCACUUUUGGAGACGGAAACUAUUUGGUAAGGCUGUGGCCCAACAACUGGACUCUGCAUAUUGAGGUCACUUACUUGAUUUGAAAUCACAUUUCAUUUAAUUGUAUUGUAAUGCAGUAACUGUUUGUGUUGAAUUGUUUAGCAGCUGCCCAGCACAGAAGAAAUAGAAGAUCUCAACUUUGCUCUCAGGAUUGGAUUCACUUCACAUACCCAGACAUUACAUGCCUGAAUGAACCCCUGAGCCGCAAAAUACUGUUUUGUGAAGGUUUUUCACUUAUUCAGCUUGUCAAGAUAUGAAGUAAACGUUUGCAUGGAUCUAUAUAAAAGGUUUAUCUGUAAAUCUAAAAUAAACCCAAUAUGAUCAAAGAUAUUGCCGUUUUCCCGUUUGUUCUUUAAAUAAGUGGUUCUACAAGUUGUUGUUUUUUGUGAACAUUCAGACAACGGGUUCUUCAGUUAAUUUCCCAUUUUCACCACUCUGGAAAUUAAAUCGAGCCAUGAAUUAUGCAGCAUUAUGAGAAAACUUUGCUUAAAUAUUCAGCAAGUUAAACAUUGCGUGUAACUUGCGUUCUUUCAAUUUUAAAAGAAAAUAGUAUGGUAAAAAUGCUUUGAAAACUUCUGGUUUCUUUUCCAUUAUGUUUUAAAAGAUCCAGGCCCAGGAUCCACAAAUAAAGUUAGUGUUUGUAAAGUGGGAUAUGAGUGAACUGUUAAAAAACAGGAAAAGGGUUUAUGCUAAUUUAAAAUGCAGUUGAAUAAAUAAGUAUUUAUGGUGGAGAUACAAUUAACUUGUAUUAUCAGUUGUUCAGCCUACACUGUUGCACUAGCACUUCUAUGCUGACCCAGAACAUUACACAGGUACAAAAGUAGGAAUUGCUGCUAGCAACCACCAUUACCAAUAUCAGAAGCAAGAUAGCAUAAAGGAAGAGGUGGAAUUGUGGUUGCUUUGCCUGUCUUUAUCCAUAGGUUACUGACAACUCGGAAGCCAACUUUGCUGCUACAGUUCUAUAGACUGCUUGAUGAUACAGUAUAUAUAAACAGGAUUUCAGGUGGUGGGGCAGCACAAGACAUGAUACUUACUUUGCUUGUAAUAUCAACAGGUGCAGUAGAGGUCACACUGCUGUUGCAGCUGCACACAUCUCUGGAUUCGUGGUUUUGAUCAAAGAAGUAAGUUUAGUAAACAUUUUCUGCCUCUCAUAACUUAUUCCAGUGAAUCCAAUAAACUGGUUUCAUCUGAUAUUUCUUCCAAUUUUAUCCUUCCUUCAAGGAAUUAUAGGUACUCUUUUCUGUUCAUUUUAUAAUAAACAACAGUUUUUUGAGGUAUAUUGAGCUAAGAAAUAGUGACUGGAUUAAGGCUACCCAACGAGCUUCAGAGCUAAGGAGGUAUCUCUUCCACAGUGGUGUUAUCCAAUGUCUCCCAGAUGUUGGAUUACAGUUCCCAUAAUCCCUAACCAAAAGCCAUGCUUUCUGGGGCUGAUGGGAGUUUUAGUCCAACAGUGUCUGGAGGGUGUACCACAUUGGCUAUCCCUGUAUUACACCACAAUCUCUUGUUAUUUUCUUAUCCAUAUUGCCUACCAUGACUAUGCUUUUUCCCUCACAAACUUGGAUUGAAACUCCUACUACAUGUAUAAGAAAGCUCCAAAAGGGAGGGGAAAGAAUCUUUUUUUAUUCUAAAUGCCUUCAUUUUAUUGAUAGAAUUAUAGUUUAAAAAUGUAACAGGUAACUUAAUUGAUGUUAAUUCAUGUUGAGAGAAGUUAUUUUAGUUCAGACAGAAAUAUGUGAAAACUGCAUUACAGUAUAAAAUGAUACUGAAUAGCAAGAUAGUAAGAGUUUGCCUAUGCAUAUGAAUUGACAAUGUGGUGAAACGGAAACAAAUUGCAAUGACAAAGGAUUGCCCUUAUUAACAAAAAUUAACUAAUCACAGGGUCUGGGUGGCAUUCAUCUGGCAUUUCUUAAAAGAUUUCAAAUGUGAAAAUGCCGAUCUUUUAACAAAAAUAUAUUUCCUAAGAUCAGACACUCUCUGAGGACUAUAAAGUAGCCAAUUUUGGGGGGGGGGGCGGAGGGAAAUAACAGGCCAGUUAGCUUAAGAUCUGUUCUACGGUAGGAAAGUUGGUGGAAAGCAUUAUUAAAGAUAGAAUUGUGAGGUAUAUAAAAGUACAAAACCAGCAUGAUUUCUGCAAGGGUAAGUCCUGUCUCAACUUUCUAGAGUUCUCUGAGAGUGUCAACAAGCAUAUCGGUUGAGGUGACCCAGUUGAUACUUCUAAAAAGCUUUUGAUAAAGUAUCUCACCAAAGACUCCCAAGUAAGCUUAACAGACACGAAAUGAGAGGUCCUCUUAUGGAUCAGGAAUUUGUUAAGUAGCAAGAAGCACAGAGUAAGAAUAAAUGAACCGUUCUCCCAAUGGAGGACUCCCAAGGAUCAGUAUGGGACCUGUACUUCUUUAUUCAUUAAUAUUCAUUAAUUAUCUAGAGUUUGGGUUGAGCAGGGAGGUAGCAAAGUUUGCUGCUGAUAGCAAAUUGUUCAAUGUGGAUAAAAGGAAUUGCAGGCAGUUCCAAAAGGAUCUCCAAACUGGGUGAAUGGGCAGUAAAAUGGCAAAUGCAAUUCAAAGUAAGGUGCAGAGACAUCCUACUUUUAAGUGUUCUAUAUGCUAAUGGGACCUGAAUUUUCAGUGACAGGCCAGGAAUAUGAGACUGCGGGUCAUAGAGGAUAAGUGUGGACCAAAUGGCAAAAGUGAUGUCCACGUUCAGGAUCUUUAAAACUGCCAAUAAAAUGUUAUACAUAGCUGGUGAUACCACACUUGAAAUACUGUGUGCAGUUUUGGUCACCUCAAGCUGGAAAAGGUUCAGAAAAAGGCAACCAAAUUGGAUCAAGGGACUGGAACAACUGCAUGAGGAAAGGUUAACAACAUUCAGGGCUCUUUAUUUUAGAAGAGAGGUGAGUACACUUGAUCUUAUCCAAAAGGCCAAGAAGUGAUGAUAAGGAUGUAUAGAAUGAUGUAUGGUAGGAAGAAAAACUCCAUUCUAGAAUUUCAACCAUCAGAGUGAAGCUGAAUGCUGUAAGUUUCAGGACAAACUUUUUCUGGUCCUAGAAAAAGGGAUAGAAAUGGUGUAGUAUACAGGACGGCUGGUUGUGUACAGGUGUAGUGACACAUGUUGAUUUCUCUUGUCAAAUACAAUUUAAUUUUCUUGUAAGCACUAGAAAAUAUAUCUGUGGUCACCAGCUACCUUAGUAAACAAAGAUCACUGAGGUAGUUUUCUGUAACUUGAAUGAAGGUUAAUGUUUAAAGUUUAUGCAAGCUGAAUUAAGUUCUAGGAAUUCAGAAUAAAUUGUUUCAGGUUAUUAACAUGUGCAUGCAUCUACAGUGUUGUCUUUUUUGUUACGGAUUUGGGAUUCUUCCUGUUAGUUGGGGAGACAAUGGCAUAGUUGCAUUGAGGCAUAUAAGUAGCCUCUUGAAUACUGUGGGUAUAGUUCUCUGGCACAUUUCUUAUUCUCAUCUGAAUAAGAGGAUUCUCAUAGAAUGUGACUGCAUAAUACAUGUGCAUUAGUGUGUUGCUACAUUUGAUUUAAGUCAGGGGUAGGCAACCUAAGCCCCGGGGGCUAGAUGCGGCCCAAUCGCCUUCUCAAUCUGGCCCACGGACGGUCCGGGAAUCAGCGUGUUUUUACAUAAGUAGAAUGUGUCUUUUUAUUUAAAAUGCAUCUAGGUUAUUUGUGGGGGCUGUCUGGUGUUGUUACAUGAGUAGAAUAUGUGCUUUUAUUUAAAAUGCAUCUCUGGGUUAUUUGUGGGGCAUAGGAAUUCAUUCAUCCCCCCCCAAAAAAAUAGUCCGGCCCACCACAUGGUCUGAGGGACAGUGGACCGGCCCACAGCUGAAAAAGGUUGCUGACCCCUGAUUUAAGUGGUCAUAUGCCACUUUACUAACGCCAAGCAUUUGCUUAGAUUUGAGACUUAAAUUUUAAAUACUUGGGGGCAAAUAAAUAUUGGUAUGGAUACAUUUCAGGGCACUUAGGUGAAAUCUACACAAAUAUUAAAAUUCUGAAAAUGCUUUUUUUUUAAAAAAAUUUAAUACAUUGAAUUUUCCAUAAGGCUCACUAUCGCUAUCUAAUGUCACAUUGUAUAUUGCACUUAAAACACACUUAAUAUGUUUUAUUUGCAGCUAUAUAGCUGAGUCCUUAGAUUAAAAAGUACAGGUAGUUAAAGUGCAAAUAAGCUAUUUUAAUUCAUUUUUUUCAGUGAGUCUUAUGGCUAACGUUGGAUAGCAGUCGAAUUCUUUCUAGACAAGGAGUUGUUUAUCACAUUAGAGUGAUUUAGACUUGUGUACACACACCAUUUCAAGUAUCCUGGGAACUGUAGUUUGCACCUCAUGGAGCUACAAUUCCCAGCACUCUUAUCAAACUAUUCUUCAGGUGUGUGCUUUAAAUGUAUGGUACAUAUGCAGUCAGUGAUUUGUGUCACAUCCUGAUGUUUCGCAACUUGUUGAAUCAUUCCUGGGAUCUUGCCCGUUAGCUGCUGAAUUAGUGUGUCUUCCCGUCUCUCACUGCUCUAAUUGCAGGGGAGCCUGUUGGUUACUGCAUGGAGAUCCAAUGUAGUGCUUUCCAGGUGUUUUGAACUGUAGCUCUCAGCCAGCAUGGCCUGUACUUAGGAGUGAUGGUAGUUGUAAACACCAUUUGGAGGGCACUGCAUUGACUACCCCUUGAUUAGUGUCUCUUGAGAGCACUUAAAGAACAACACAUUCUUCCUCCUGCUGGUGUCUGACAUUUACAUUUACAGUUUUAAAAGUUAGGGGCGGGGAUUGCAUUCUUCCAUGGAUAGGGAUUUUGCAUCUCCACCCUCACUGCAACUUAAAA
This is a messenger RNA of Zootoca vivipara (common lizard), 14080 nucleotides long. NCBI's taxonomy places the organism in Eukaryota, Metazoa, Chordata, Lepidosauria, Squamata, Lacertidae. The record is from RefSeq and is a predicted model, not a curated record.